AAGAUGGACUAAAAGCUUCUUGAAGUGGGAAUGCAUACAGAGCUGUUUAUUUUUUUGUGCGGAACACAAUUAAGUGAACAUUACAACGAACUCAUAAACAAGUGGACGUUUUACUCAGACAGUCCAACAAUAUGAACCCAUUGUAUUUCGGCGCGGCAAGCAGCAGCAAUGUGGUCUUCCCAGCGCACCGAGUCAACGCGCUUUUCUACGACCUUCACCAGCAGAUGGCGGAACAGUACCAGAUGACCUCAAGAAGCGGCUCUUCUCUUCAGACCUUUUCCGUAGCAGAACGUCUUGCAGAGUUGAUCCUCGAGGCGCGUUAUGGAAACCAACAAAAGCAGCGUAGGAGUCGCACGGCCUUCAGCGUGUCUCAGCUGCAAGCACUUGAGAAAGCUUUCCAGCAGACGCAGUAUCCAGACGUGAGCAUGAGAGAAAGAUUAGCGAUGUGCAUCAACCUACCUGAGGCACGCAUCCAGGUCUGGUUUAAGAACAGGCGUGCCAAGUUCCGCAAGGGUCAAAAGUACAUCCCUCCAUCGAAACACAGAGCAUCGCCUGAGGAAGACCAGAAGGAGAAGGACACAGCUGGGAUGAGGAUGAUUGGAACACAAUCUAAAGGUCCCAGCCUCCACCAUCCUGCCAUUAGGACUAUAAGCCCGGGUGCAGCCGUCACCUCUCCUUCCUCCAGAGACUCCCCGGUCCCACAGCCACAGCUGAGACUGCAUUCUCCCCCUGUGGUACCUUUUGCAAGGGAGCACCCAAUGCCCCAACACAGCCUCGGGAUGCUACUUGGUCUGCAGUAUCCUCACACCUUGUGGCCUUCUUUCAUCCAGCAGCACAGCCACCCACACGGGGUGGAUGCUGGCCUUGGGAAAAACCACCAUGCUUCCUUGGAGAUGCCAAACAACAGUAAGACUAUGAUUCGUCCCAAUGGACAACCCUCUGCCAUGACCAGCAAGAUUCAAAGACUUCACUCAGAAGAUGGCAAGAGUUUGCUGUUUUGAAGCGUUUGGUUCAAAUUCUACACAAAUGAUGAUGGGAAGAUUGGUGAUGAUGGGAAGUUAAAAUGAUUCUGACAUAAGUAAAUGCUAUAGUUAAUUUGCACUAUGUACUUCAGAUUUGUUAGAAGUAGGAAUACACAUCCAACUCCCUGUAAAUAAAAAUGCAGUAAUGUCUAGGAUGAUAUAUUGCUGCAUUUCAAGUGCACUUCUACGUAGACUUGCAUUUUUCCUGAAAGGUACGUCUAAGAUGUGAGAUGCAGGGAUCCUUAAAAAUCGAACUGCUUGGCCUUCUACCUCUCACAGGGGAGAGAGGACUAUUCAGUUUUUUACGACUGUAAAUGUAAAUAAACAGUGGGAUAAAAUAUCACCUGGAAAUGG
Messenger RNA from Engraulis encrasicolus (European anchovy), 1376 nucleotides. RefSeq lists its product as uncharacterized. The record is from RefSeq and is a predicted model, not a curated record. NCBI's taxonomy places the organism in Eukaryota, Metazoa, Chordata, Actinopteri, Clupeiformes, Engraulidae. The transcript has 4 exons. Bases 132 to 1001 code for a protein of 289 amino acids. Gene Ontology annotation, biological process: regulation of transcription by RNA polymerase II. Gene Ontology annotation, molecular function: DNA-binding transcription factor activity, RNA polymerase II-specific; RNA polymerase II transcription regulatory region sequence-specific DNA binding.